Messenger RNA from Melanotaenia boesemani (Boeseman's rainbowfish), 669 nucleotides. RefSeq names its product integumentary mucin C.1-like. The annotation marks the transcript as partial. Lineage: Eukaryota; Metazoa; Chordata; Actinopteri; Atheriniformes; Melanotaeniidae. The record is from RefSeq and is a predicted model, not a curated record. The transcript has a single exon.
ACUACAGAUGCCCCAACAACAACCACAGCUGAAACAACAACUACAGUUGCCCCAACAACAACCACAGUUGAACCAACAACUACAGAUGCCCCAACAACAACUACAGAUGCCACAACAACAACCACAGCUGAACUAACAACAACCACAGCUGGACCAACAACUACAGAUGCCCCAACAACAACCACAGCUGAAACAACAACAACUACAGGCUCCCCGACAACAACCACAGCUGAAACAACAACUACAGAUGCCCCAAUAACAACUACAGACACCCCAACAACAACCACAGCUGACCCAACAACUACAGAUGUCCCAACAACAACCACAGAUGCCCCAACAACAACUACAGAUACCCCAACAACAACCACAGCUGAACCAACAACUACAGUUGCCGCAACAACAACCACAGUUGAAACAACAACUACAGAUGCCACAACAACAACCACAGCUGAACUAACAACAACCACAGCUGGACCAACAACAACUACAGAUGCCCCAACAACAACCACAGCUGAAACAACAACAACUACAGGCGCCCCGACAACAACCACAGCUGAACCAACAACUACAGAUGCCCCAACAACAACUACAGACACCCCAACAACAACUACAGACACCCCAACAACAACUACAGAUGCCCCAACAACAACCACAGAUGCCCCAACAACA